UUUGUGAGUUGAUUUUCAUGCCAAUAUUACAACCAACACUACUUCAAUAUGGUUCUCACCCAUUACACAAAAAACCAUGGAGAAGAAGCACGAGAAGGAGAAAAGCUAAGCCAUGAAAGCCAGGAACUUCUUCUUUCUCUUCCAAAAGAAAAAGGAUGGAGAACCCCUUAUCUCUACAAGUACCAAGGAUUUUGGUGCCAGCCAAUGGAGAUUCAAGCUACAGUUUCUUUCCAAAAGCACUUCCUAGCACGUGACACAGAUGUAGUAUUAGCUACUAUACCAAAAUCAGGCACCACAUGGUUAAAAGCCUUGGCCUUUGCUAUUGUGAAUAGAAAGCGUUUUCCAAUCUCAAACAACCACCCUUUGCUUUCUUACAACCCCCACGAUCUUGUACCUUUCUUUGAGUACAAGCUUUAUGCAAAUGAGCAACUUCCUGACCUUUCCAACCUUUCCAACCUUCCACAACCUAGACUUUUUGGCACUCAUGUUCCAUUUGCUUCUUUGGCUAAUCCUAUCAACAAGUCUAGCAGUAGGGUUGUUUAUCUUUGUCGAAACCCAUUUGAUACUUUUGUCUCCUCGUGGCAUUACACUAACAAAAUUAUUCCAAAAACUCAAGCCCCAAUGCCAAUAGAGGAUGCAUUUGAAAUGUAUUGUAAAGGGAUUGUUGGGUUUGGUCCAUUUUGGGACCACAUGUUGGGGUACUGGAAAGAGAGCAUAGAGAGACCUCACAAGGUGUUGUUCUUGAAAUAUGAGGACAUGAAAGAGGAUGUUAGUUUUCACUUGAAAAAGUUGGCUGAUUUUCUUGGGUUCCCAUUUUCUUUGGAGGAAGAGAGAGCUGGCUGUGUUGAAAAGAUAGCAAAGCUCUGUAGUUUUGAGAAUUUGAAGGAGUUGGAGGUAAACAAAGCUGGCAAGUCUAUUAAGAACUUUGAAAACAAAAACUUGUUUAGGAAAGCUGAGGUGGGAGAUUGGGUAAACUAUCUAUCACCUAGAAUGGCGGAGCAAUUAACCAAAGUCAUGGAGGAGAAGUUAGGUGAUUCUGGUUUGUCAUUCAAAGUGUUACCUUAGAACAGGAUAGAAAGGUGAAGUCACUGUUCAAAUAAAUUCACAUGCGGUUAAAUUGCUCUUCAACUCGAACAAUAUUGCAUGUACUCCUCAUGUUGUAAGAAAAUUUCUCUUUUGUACAAAUAUGGUAUUAGCAUGUUGUUUAAUGAAAGCAUUUCAGUUUUUGAUAAAUCAAAUAAAAGGAUUUGAUGCUUGUUUUUACCA
This is a messenger RNA of Quercus robur (English oak), 1266 nucleotides long. RefSeq names its product cytosolic sulfotransferase 15-like. Gene Ontology annotation, molecular function: sulfotransferase activity. Gene Ontology annotation, cellular component: cytoplasm. Lineage: Eukaryota; Viridiplantae; Streptophyta; Magnoliopsida; Fagales; Fagaceae. Gene Ontology annotation, biological process: sulfation. The coding region runs from base 49 to 1065 and encodes 338 amino acids. The transcript is spliced from 2 exons. The record is from RefSeq and is a predicted model, not a curated record.